UCGGCGGAGUUUUGGGCGUUUGGGAGGGGGCGAGGGAGCUAGAGUCGGGAGAGGGAGGCGGCGGCGGCGGGGAGGAGGAGGAGGAGCAGGCGCCGCCAUGGCCGCCGCUAUCACCGACAUGGCCGACCUGGAGGAGCUCUCUCGCCUGAGCCCUCUGCCCCCCGGCAGUCCUGGCCCGGCGGCGCGGGGCCGGGCUGAGCCCCCCGAGGAGGAGGAGGAAGAAGAGGAGGAGGAAGAGGAGGCCGAGGCCGAGGCGGUGGCUGUGCUGCUGUUGAACGGCGGCGGCGGUGGGGGCGGCGGCGGUGGCGGCGGAGUGGGGGGCGGCGAGGCGGAGACGAUGUCGGAGCCGAGCCCCGAGAGCGCCAGCCAGGCCGGGGAGGACGAGGACGAAGAAGAGGACGAGGAGGAGGAGGACGAGAGCAGCAGCAGCGGCGGGGGCGAGGAGGAGAGUAGCGCUGAGAGCCUGGUGGGCAGCAGCGGCGGGAGCAGCAGCGACGAGACGCGCUCGCUCAGCCCCGGCGCCGCCAGCAGCAGCAGCGGGGAUGGGGACGGCAAGGAGGGCCUGGAGGAACCCAAGGGACCGCGGGGCAGCCAGGGCGGCGGCGGGGGCGGCAGCAGUAGCAGCAGCGUCGUCUCUAGUGGCGGCGAUGAGGGCUACGGGACCGGGGGUGGCGGAAGCAGCGCGACCUCCGGGGGCCGGCGAGGCAGCUUGGAGAUGUCGUCGGAUGGGGAACCCCUGAGCCGCAUGGACUCGGAGGACAGCAUAAGCAGUACUAUAAUGGAUGUAGACAGCACAAUUUCCAGUGGGCGUUCAACUCCAGCAAUGAUGAAUGGACAAGGAAGCACUACUUCUUCAAGCAAAAAUAUUGCCUAUAAUUGUUGUUGGGACCAGUGCCAGGCUUGCUUCAACUCUAGUCCAGAUCUGGCAGAUCACAUCCGUUCCAUACAUGUAGAUGGUCAGCGAGGAGGGGUAUUUGUUUGCUUAUGGAAAGGUUGUAAAGUAUAUAACACUCCAUCAACCAGUCAGAGUUGGUUACAGAGGCAUAUGCUGACACACAGUGGAGACAAACCUUUUAAGUGUGUUGUUGGUGGCUGCAAUGCCAGCUUUGCUUCUCAGGGAGGGCUAGCUCGCCAUGUACCCACACACUUCAGUCAGCAGAACUCCUCAAAAGUUUCUAGCCAGCCAAAGGCCAAAGAAGAAUCUCCUUCUAAAGCUGGAAUGAACAAAAGGAGAAAAUUAAAGAACAAAAGACGACGUUCAUUACCACGACCACAUGAUUUCUUCGAUGCACAAACACUGGAUGCGAUAAGACAUCGAGCCAUAUGCUUUAACCUCUCAGCUCAUAUAGAAAGUUUAGGGAAGGGACACAGUGUUGUUUUUCAUAGUACUGUAAUAGCUAAGAGAAAAGAGGAUUCUGGAAAGAUAAAACUUUUGCUUCAUUGGAUGCCUGAAGACAUUCUGCCUGACGUGUGGGUGAAUGAAAGUGAACGACAUCAAUUAAAAACUAAAGUAGUUCAUUUAUCAAAGCUACCCAAAGAUACUGCCUUGCUUUUGGAUCCAAACAUAUACAGAACAAUGCCGCAGAAGAGGUUGAAGAGAACUCUGAUAAGAAAAGUGUUCAAUUUGUAUUUAAGCAAACAGUGAACGACAUUUGCAAUCAACUAAAAAUUCGUCUAUCGAAUUAGGGCUGAAAAUUUCUGUUAAAGAGUGUUGCAGUAUGUCUGGUGGCUCCCUUUUCAGGACUAGGGUUUUCUCAUGGAGUACAGUAUGUUAAUAUUUACCUAUAUAACUAAUCUGUUAACGGUUUUUGAAAAACCUCUAUUUCAAAUUAUUUGAAUAAUCCUCAUAUUUUCAUUUUAACCUAUAUAAGCCUCUAAUUUUUUUUCUGAGGAAAGCAUUUGGUUUAUGAGCUGUUUUAUCUUAACAUAAGAAAAAUUGUAUUUUUUUUUUUUUUUAAGUAUUUUCAAACUGAAUCCUUUAUGCACCAAAGUUGGUUUUGAAAAGGAAAAUAAAAUCACUUUCUUGCUUGGUAAGCAAGAAGCCAUAUGGAUUUUUUUUAACUUACAGAAAUGGAAAUAUGUGUAACUUGUUAGUAUUGUAUCAAACAAAUGUUGCAUAGAGAUAAUAGAACAUUGCUUGUAAAUAAUUCAGCAGAUUUGUAAUAUAUUUUUAUAUUAUGAAAUGUACUGUAGAUGUUUUUCUAGAGGCAUGAAAGUUAAAUGUAUAUAUUAUGGGUAGAAAUAAUAUUGAAGGAUAUUGUAAUUCACUAGUGCUGCCAGAGGAAUUGUUAAUAAAGCACCUUCUUUAACAAUAAAUGUCUUUGCAGACUUAAGGGACUAUGUACUACUGUUAAUAUCUAUAAGAACAAAACACAUUGAACAUCCUUCCAGAAAGUCUUUGAGGGAGGACCUAUACCCAUAAUAGAAUUAUGGCACUCAUUUCUGACAGUGACCGUGAAAUCAAUUAUUUCCUUACUGUUGGAAGGACAUAUUGUAAAGUAUAUGUGGUUAUAUGCAGUCAAACUGCAGAAAAAUACUCCUGAUUGAGGAGUUUUCACUUUACUACAGUGAUAUAAAAACCAGCAGUUUUUACACUAAAUUUUUUAAAGAAAAGAAUAGACAAAAAUAUAGAAUUAAGCCUUUGGUUCCAAAAUGGGAAAGGUUCCAUGAUACAUAAAUCAUUUCUCAUUUACUUUAAAAAAAAUUUUAAAAUAAUAAAAAUUAUGGGAGACUUUAUUCGUUAACAGUGGGGUAAAGAGCUAUCUAUAUACAUGAAAUGAGUCAUAUAAAAUUAAAUGAAGUGCAAAUAAAAGCACUGCUACUAUAAGACAUUCUGGAAUGGUUGUUUAAUAAGGGUAUUAUCCAUUUGAUCUGUAGCAAAUGUGAUUUAUUUUUUAAAAAGAAAAGGAAAGCAGUGUGUUUUACUUUUUUUGUUUUCUUUUGCUUAAGCACUUCAUCAAUUGCUUUAUUCUGUAUCUACGAAGUAAUCUGCGAUCUCCUUUGUUCUUUUAAAAUUUUGAUUUGUUAUAAAAUUGCCAAAUAGAAGUGUUUCAGAUAUAUAGUUUGUACCUGUAUUUUUUAUUUUAUUGCCUCAUGUUCUUGUAAGUCAUUCUUAAUUGACCGAUGAUUGUAGACCUUGCCUGAGUAUUUUUUCUAAUAAAACAAAGCAAAUCACAUUUA
Neofelis nebulosa (Clouded leopard) is the source of this 3180-nucleotide messenger RNA. It is a transcript of the gene AEBP2, whose product is annotated as AE binding protein 2. Gene Ontology annotation, biological process: regulation of transcription by RNA polymerase II. The record is from RefSeq and is a predicted model, not a curated record. The coding region runs from base 98 to 1645 and encodes 515 amino acids. Gene Ontology annotation, cellular component: ESC/E(Z) complex. The transcript has 9 exons. Lineage: Eukaryota; Metazoa; Chordata; Mammalia; Carnivora; Felidae.